UCUGACUCUACUCUCUUCAGACCAAACAGACAGAUCCAGAGAUGUGUUACUGUGUGUUUUGGACUCAUUGCUCAGCUAUGCAGUAGAGAGGAGGAUUAGCGCGAGUGGAGGGGGCACUGAGCCAUCUGUCCAUCAGCAGGCCAACUGAGAAAGAAACUGCUCUACCGUCUCUCUCUCUCUCUCUCUCUCUCUCUCUCUCUCUCUCUCUCUCUCUCUCUCUCUCUCUCUCUCUCUCUCUCUCUCUCUCUCUCUCUCUCUCUCUCUCUUUGUUUCUUUUCCUCUACCCCAAACUCCCUCUUUCAACAAUGACGGUCUUAUCAGAAGACCAGUCCACAACGUCCAAUCCCUGCAGGCUCCUGGAGCCUGGCAAACAUCUCGGAACAUCUUUGGACCACUGCUCAACAGACUACGGGGGCUCCAAAGAGGAAUACAUGGACGGUGGGGAGACCAGUGUGUUCGGGGUAGUGGAGCCGCCGAGGCGUUCGCGGGGACGGCUUAUUCUCCAUGGCUUGGUCAUGUUUGGAAGGGAAUUCUGCUACGCAGUGGAGGCAGCAUUUGUCACACCUGUGCUCCUUAGCGUCGGUCUCCCCCGCAGUAUGUACAGUCUGGUGUGGCUGAUCAGCCCCAUCUUGGGUUUUCUGCUCCAGCCCAUCAUCGGUUCAGCCAGUGACUAUUGCCACUCGCCAUGGGGCCGAAGGAGGCCUUACAUCCUGACCCUAGGCAUCCUCAUGCUGCUUGGAAUUACCCUCUUCCUCAAUGGAGAUGCUGUCAUCUCAGCAAUUAUCAGUGACAGGCAAUCGAGGACAAUAUGGGCUAUUGUGAUGGUGAUGUUCGGGGUAGUACUGUUUGACUUUGCUGCAGACUUCAUCGAUGGCCCAAUCAAGGCCUACCUGUUUGACGUGUGCUCCUAUCAGGACAAGGAAAGAGGUCUACACUACCAUGCAUUACUCACAGGCCUGGGUGGAGCAUGUGGCUACCUUGUGGGAGCUAUGGACUGGGGUCAUUCUUUUCUUGGCCAGCUACUGGGCUCUGAGUACCAGGUCAUCUACUUCUUUUCUGCAUUGACCUGGAGUAUCUUCCUUACCGUACACCUUGUCAGUAUUCCUGAACAACCCCUGGAGAGGGUCAGAACAAGCUCGGACUCAGCUCCUCCCAGUGCCCUGCUCCUACUGGGAUCUCACAGCAAUGUGUAUGGGGCUCUGUCUAAGGAACCCACCCACCCUGUAGUCCAGACUAUGAUCCCAGAUAUCAGGCCCAGAUCCUUCUCAGCCUUGGGGGAGGCCAAUUCGGUAACCUCCAGCGCUAAGCAGCCAAACAAAGAGAUCCAGAAACGGAUGACCUUCAGGUCACUGAUGAAGGCUAUGAUCAGCAUGCCAGGCCACUACCGCUGUCUCUGUAUCAGUCACCUACUCGGAUGGACAGCCUUCCUCUGCAACAUGCUCUUCUUUACUGACUUCAUGGGACAGAUUGUCUUUAAGGGGAACCCAUAUGGUGACCAUAACACUACAGCUUACGCCACCUAUGAAAGAGGGGUGGAGGUGGGGUGCUGGGGACUGUGCAUUAACGCGGUGUCUUCUGCUCUCUACUCCUAUGUGCAGCGUCUCCUAUUGCCCUACAUCGGUCUGAAGGGACUGUACUUUGUGGGUUACUUCAUGUUUGGGAUGGGCACCAGCCUUAUCGGCCUCUUUCCCAACCUCAUCGCCAGUCUCAUCCUUUGUAGUGUGUUUGGGGUCAUGUCCAGCACACUCUACACCAUCCCAUUCAAUCUAAUAGCAGAGUAUCAGCGUGAAGAGGAGGAAAACCUUAAGUUGCGCGGAAGCAGUAAAGUGCUGCGGGGCACCGGGAUGGACUGUGCGGCGCUCACCUGCAUGGUCCAGCUGGCUCAGAUCAUUGUGGGAGCAGGUCUUGGCGCACUGGUCAACCUGGCUGGAAGUGUAAUUGUGGUGGUCCUUUCGGCUUCGGCCAUGUCCUUAGUUGGCUGCCUCUUCAUUGCACUCUUCAUCAGAUAUGUGGAAUGAUUAUGCUGAUAUCUCUAUUGUAACAUUUUAAUAAAAUAUUCUUUAUUAUGAC
Lampris incognitus (smalleye Pacific opah) is the source of this 2070-nucleotide messenger RNA. It is a transcript of the gene slc45a2, whose product is annotated as solute carrier family 45 member 2. Bases 306 to 2018 code for a protein of 570 amino acids. Gene Ontology annotation, cellular component: membrane. Gene Ontology annotation, molecular function: sucrose:proton symporter activity. NCBI's taxonomy places the organism in Eukaryota, Metazoa, Chordata, Actinopteri, Lampriformes, Lampridae. The transcript is spliced from 7 exons. The record is from RefSeq and is a predicted model, not a curated record.